GGAGGAAAGGAUAAUAUAAAAAUCGAAUCCCGCAUUACCUUUCCUUUUGCUUAAAAAAGGAUUCUUCUUAUUUCCUCUCCACAUAAUACUCUCUUUUUUGACGUCUCACCUUCUCCAGUCCUCUCCUUAAAUGUAAUUAAUCACCUUAAUCAUCUUCUAAUCUCUUAUCUCUAAUCUUUUUAUUAUCUGCAGUUUCAUUUUGUUUCUGAUUUAUGUAAAUUGAUUGACAUGGAGUCGAUUUCUCCGGUUACGAAUCAAAGCUCUGGUUAUGAUCAAUCACGGCGUAAACGUAAGAAGAAACAACCACAGCAACCACCGUCUCAAUCGUCGGUUGAGAAAUGGAGAUCGGAGAAGCAACAACAGAUCUACUCGACGAACAUCAUUCAAUCUUUAAGAAAACUCCGGAUUAGCUCCGCCGUCAAGCCGCCGUCUCCUCGCGGCGGAGGUAUAGCAGUACGUGACGCUGCUUAUAGAUCAUUAGCGGUUACGGCGAGAGGAAGAACAUUGUGGAGCAGAGCUUUAUUAUCUAAAGCCGUGAAGCUCAAGUUCAGGAAACAGAACCGGAUGAGAAAUUCGAAUUGUGCGAUAACCGGGAAUAAUAAUAACCGGUUAAAGAAAAAACGAGCAACGGUUUUGAGGCUGAAGGGGAAAGGUUUGCCAGCUGUACAGAGGAAGGUGAAAUUGCUUAGCCGGUUAAUUCCCGGUUGCCGGAAACAACCGUUACCUGUGGUUUUAGAAGAGACCACCGAUUAUAUUGUUGCCAUGGAGAUGCAGAUUCGAGCUUUGAAUGCCUUAAUCUCCGCCGUUGCGCCGCCAACGCCACCGUCGGAGACAGGUCAUGAUGGGGAAGAGACACACAUGCUCGGUUAGCUUGGCCCAGCUGUCUCUUUUAUUUUUUCUGAUUUUUUAAAACUUCUUUUGUUUGUUAUCUCAUCAUGGUUUUGUUUUGGAUAUUUAAAUAUUAUUAUGAAUUUUAUGAUUUAACAUUCUACACAUCUUAAUGUAUAUCCAUCUUUUUUUUCUUGAAUCACUCUAGAAACGUAAAACAAGAACGAUGAAGUGAUUUUCUUGAAUUUGAAUGAAAGAAUUUGUAAUGUUUGUGCUGAGGUAAGCUUCGAUUUGUUACGUAACAUUAAUCUGUAUUGUUAUGAAAGUUUGGUUGGUAUUGAAACUGAGGUCUCUUUUUGUUA
Arabidopsis lyrata subsp. lyrata is the source of this 1190-nucleotide messenger RNA. RefSeq names its product transcription factor bHLH147. Lineage: Eukaryota; Viridiplantae; Streptophyta; Magnoliopsida; Brassicales; Brassicaceae. Gene Ontology annotation, biological process: regulation of DNA-templated transcription. The record is from RefSeq and is a predicted model, not a curated record. The transcript has a single exon. The coding region runs from base 229 to 870 and encodes 213 amino acids.